AUGUUCACCCAACCGGUCGUCUCGCCGCCGGCUGUAGCGCCGCCACAGUCAUCGUCGACGUCAACUUCGCGGCCAAGCCGACUGCGAGGCCUCAGCUAUCUGCGCAACUAUACACAGAACCAUUUACUCUCGCGCGACAGUAGCCAUCACGGCGCAAACGGAAGCGGAACAGGAACAGGCUCUGGAACCGGCAGCCCAGGUGCAAGUGGGAGCACGUCCCCUAAUCGACACGGCUCUAGCCUCACGCGAUCCCUCAGCCAUUCGCCUACCACUACGAGUGGACCGCCCGCCGGAGCCCAGAACGCCAAUAAUACCAACCACUUGACCCUCGUCAGUUCGACCCCCGAUCCCGUGAGGAUUUUGACCACCACAACCUCGCUGCCUAUUACUGCUACUUCAACUUCAGGAGCGCCCACUUCUGCUCCCGCUCCCGCUUCCGCUUCCAUGCAGCAACCCGAGGCCCACGACCCCACCAACAACACCACCACUUCUGCAGAAUCCUCCUCACACGCAGACAUCGCGACAUCUUCUGCCCCCGAAUCCGCUCAAGACCAAGCCGCCAUGACGAGAUCCCGAGCUCCCACCGGCGCCGACACGGGCUCCGCGACCCCUGAGAAUGCUCCGUCAAUCCGAUUCUGUGCCUACUUCGAUCCUCGUUCCACCCGCCCGUCGCUCACCUUCCCCCCGAUUUCUAGGACUCUGCCUACGGGCUCAGAGAGAAUCCGUGUCGGCCGUUACUCAGAGCGUGACAGCCACUCCAUGUCCAACAUGCCCGGAAACCAGCCGUCGGCCGCCCCAGUUGGCUUUAAGAGCAAGGUCGUCAGCCGCCGCCACUGCGAGUUUUGGUACGAGGAUGGCAAAUGGUACAUCAAAGACGUCAAGAGUUCAUCAGGAACCUUUUUGAACCAUAUCCGCCUAAGCCCACCUUCCCAGGAGAGCAAGGCUUUCCCAGUUAAUGACGGCGAUAUUGUGCAGCUGGGAAUUGACUUUAAGGGUGGUGAGGAAAUGAUCUUCCGAUGCGUUAAGAUGCGGUUGGAGCUCAACCGAGGAUGGCAAAACAAGCUCAACUCUUUCAAUAUGGCGGCCCAUAAGCGGUUGCAAACAAUGGCUACGAGCGGCGGAGCGGCUGGUUCUAACUCUCAAGAUUGCUCCAUCUGCUUGAGUUCCAUUGCAUGUGUGAGAUCACUUCUUACAUCACCACAAUAUCCGAUCUUCCUCUGUCCCAACUGUCGUGCCGGUGCCGAUCUGGAAGCGGACGUGGACGAACUGGCUGAAGAGUGGGAGCAGAUGAAGGAGGAGGCGGAAGCGGAAGCGGCUACACCAGCCAAGGCGGACACAGAGUCCGAGACAGAACAGGCACCCCCUGUUGCUACUCCCGGAAGGUCGACACCAGAACGGUCCAACACGUGUGACAGCGACCCGAUGGACGUUACUGUUAGCAUAACCCCUGAGACACCUCAGCGACACGAAGUUUCUCAUACCGUUUCCGAACCCCUACCCAUCAGGAAUGCAGCGUCGGGUGCGGGUCGCUCUGGACAGAUACGGGAUAGCCGAACACCAUCACCGCCUGGCAUGACCAACGGCGCCGAGGGCCCGAUUACGCCAAGAAACAAUGUUGGACCCUGGGUAUUUGACGGUAGUGCCGGCCGGGCUGCACCAACAUCAGCCGAAAUGACAAGUAUAGACGCGGCUGCAGAAGUGGACUUGAGCGCAGAUGACAAAGACUCAAGUUCACGAUGA
Messenger RNA from Fusarium vanettenii 77-13-4, 1740 nucleotides. RefSeq lists its product as uncharacterized. The record is from RefSeq and is a predicted model, not a curated record. Gene Ontology annotation, cellular component: cell division site; mitotic spindle pole body; cytosol. Gene Ontology annotation, molecular function: protein binding; ubiquitin protein ligase activity. Gene Ontology annotation, biological process: protein ubiquitination; negative regulation of septation initiation signaling; mitotic spindle assembly checkpoint signaling. The transcript is spliced from 3 exons. Bases 1 to 1740 code for a protein of 579 amino acids. Lineage: Eukaryota; Fungi; Ascomycota; Sordariomycetes; Hypocreales; Nectriaceae.